Ostreococcus lucimarinus CCE9901 is the source of this 954-nucleotide messenger RNA. RefSeq lists its product with no specific name. The record is from RefSeq and is a predicted model, not a curated record. Bases 1 to 954 code for a protein of 317 amino acids. Lineage: Eukaryota; Viridiplantae; Chlorophyta; Mamiellophyceae; Mamiellales; Bathycoccaceae. The transcript has a single exon. Gene Ontology annotation, molecular function: protein binding.
AUGAAGCGCGCGACGAAACCCGCGCGCGUGGACGACGCGGACGUCGCGCGCGUCGUGCUGCGCUAUCUCGAACGACAAGGGUACGAAGGCGCGAGAAAGGCGUUUUUAAAAGACGCGGCGACGACGCUCGGCGACGACGCGCCGCGCGGAGGGGGGAGAAAGACGAAGGAUUUGAAGCGCGUGAUCGAUGAAUACGUGCGGUUGAAGGACGCGGAGCAUCGACGACGACAUUGCACGGGAGUGGUGGGGAAGAUGAUGAAGGUGAUCGACGACGCGCUGGCGGGACGCGAGUCGAAGUCGCGAGACGAAGGACGCGGACGGGGACGGAGAGGGACGAGAGACGACGCGAGCGGAGCGUCGGGGAGCGAGAGCGAUGCGGUGGAUGACGACGAAAGGUCGGAGUCGGAAUCGGAGGAAAUCGUGGAGAGGGAAAUCGCGGCGACGAGACGAGCGGCGGAUGCGGCGCCGGCGCCGGCGGGUUCGAAUCGACGGAAAAAGGCGAGCGUGGCGCCGAAACGGUUCGUUCCCGGACGAGGGCCGACGGCGAACGGGAACGCGGUCGCGUCUACGAGUGGGGCGCGAUCGAUGCACGGGACGCCGAAACUGACGCCGUUGAGCGCGAAGGCGCCGCUCGGGUCGCUGCGUCCGUUUCACAUGCCAGAGCUCGCCGACGGCGCGGCGCAAAAGAAGAUGGCGGACGUCAUCGUCGGCGCGCUCGGCGGUCGCGGUAAGGUGCAACUGUCGAAAUACGGUGAUCCAGCGAAGGGCGAACUCAUCGACGAGGGCACGGUGGAGAACGUCAUGCAAUCCCUCAUGGACGCCGACGACGAGCUGGGCGAAUUUUUGUUCUCCAUGAUCGACGAGGUCGAGCGCGACGUCGCGCUUCGCGCCGUCGAUGCGCAAGGCCCACCGGAGCACGCGUUCGGGUCACCUAGGAAAAAGUCGAAAAAUUAG